CAGUUAAGAGCCCUGCCCCCCUGGGGCUGGGCCAAGCCCAGAGGCUGGGCUUUCAUGGGGGACUGGUAGGUGAAAGGUCUUGGGGGACGGAGGUGGCUGGGCCUGAGCCCUGGGGCUCCGGCCAUGAAGUCUCGGCAGAAAGGAAAGAAGAAGGGCAGUUCGAAGGAACGGGUGUUUGGGUGUGACCUGCAGGAGCACCUGCAGCACUCCGGCCAGGAGGUGCCCCAGGUGCUAAGGAGCUGUGCAGACUUUGUGGAGGAGCAUGGCGUGGUGGAUGGGAUCUACCGCCUCUCAGGAGUCUCCUCCAACAUCCAGAAGCUCCGGCAGGAGUUUGAAGCCGAAAGGAAACCAGACCUGCGGAAAGACGUUUACCUGCAGGACAUACACUGCGUGUCCUCCCUGUGCAAGGCCUACUUCAGAGAACUGCCGGACCCCUUGCUCACUUACCGGCUCUAUGACAAGUUCGCUGAGGCUGUGGCAGUGCAGCUGGAGCCCGAGCGUUUGGUUAAGAUCGUAGAGGUGCUGCAAGAACUCCCUACCCCAAAUCACAGGACUCUGGAGUUUCUCAUGCGGCACCUGGUGCACAUGGCCUCCUUCAGCGCCCAGACCAACAUGCACGCCCGCAACCUGGCCAUCGUGUGGGCCCCCAACCUGCUGAGGUCUAAGGACAUAGAGGCCUCAGGCUUCAACGGGACAGCAGCUUUCAUGGAGGUGCGUGUGCAAUCCAUCGUGGUCGAGUUCAUCCUCACGCACGUGGACCAGCUCUUUGGGGGUGCUACUCUCUCUGGUGGUGAGGGGGAGAGCGGAUGGCGGUCACUUUCAGGAGCCCGUGCGUCAGGCAACCCCGAGGACGUUAUGCCGAGGUCCCUGCCUUACAACCUGCCGAGCAUCCUGCAGGCUGGUGAUGGUCCCCCACAAAUGCGACCCUACCAUACUAUCAUCGAGAUUACAGACCAAAAGAGGAAGGGGUCUCUGAAGGUCAGGAAGUGGAGAUCUAUCUUCAAUCUGGGUCGCUCGGGCCAUGAAACCAAGCGCAAAUUUCCUCGGGGGGCUGAGGAUAGGGAAGACAAGUCUGAUAAGGGGACACUGCGGCCAGCCAAGAGCAUGGACUCCCUGAGUGCUGCAGCCGGGGUGACUGAUGAGCCAGAGGGUAUAGUACAACUCAACAGUCCCCGGCCAAUUCCACUGCUGCCUGAGAGCUUUGAGAUGGAUUCUGUUGAGGCAACAGAGGGUGAACAAGAGACUGAGGCAGAGGGAUUGAGCAGCAUGAAUUCUGAGCCAGGCACCCCUCCAACUGGCCGGCUGGCAAUCUGCUCUGGAGGCAGUAGUCGUGCGGAGCGCUGUGCUGGUGUCCACAUCUCAGAACCCUACAACGUCAACCUUCCUCUACACAUCACUUCCAUCCUCAACGUGCCCCCAAACAUCAUCUCUAACAACUCCUUGAUCAGGCUUACCCGAGGCCUUGAAUGUCCGGCUCUACAGCCCCGGCCUAGCCCUGCUGCUGGUCCUGGCCCUGGCCCUGGGCCUCCAGAUGAGAAGUCAGAGUCCAGACCAGUCCCAGGUCACCUGGAUGCCUCAGGCCCAAUGGACAUGAUCCCUGCUUUGGAGGACUGUCUGUCCCAGGAGGUGCAGGAUAGCUUCUCCUUCCUCGAGGACUCAAGCAGUUCAGAGCCAGAGUGUGUGGGGGUGGAGGAUGGGAACAUGGUCAAGGCAGGAGCAACAGGAGCAGCCUUCUCCCCUGGGGAGGAUGACUCUGGGAUGGGCUACCUGGAGGAGCUCCUGGGAGUUGGGCCUCAGGUGGAGGAGUUUUCUGUGGAGCCCCCGCUGGAUGACCUGUCUUUGGAUGAGGCUCACUUUGUCCUGGCUCCAAGCUGCUGUUGCCCAAACUCUGCUGACUCCAGACCUGAGGCAGGGGAAGAAAGUGGGGAGGAAAUCUUUUUGAGUGCCUUUGAUGAGCUGAGUCCCCUUCUGGGGCCCAAACCCCCAAGCCAGGAGGGUCCAGGAUAUCUGGAGGAAAAGGUGGCUGGAUGUGGGGAGGGAGGCUGGGGAGCUGGGGAGAACAAGGAGGCUGAUCCUGGAAGAAGAUGGGACAUCAGAAAGGAAGCUGAGGGAUGUGCAGAGAGUGAGGUAGAAGUUAGAGAGGCUGAUGAGGAAGGAGGGGAGACAAAGGGAAGUCAACAGAUGCUGGUUAGUUUGAAAGAAGAUAGUGGGGAAGAGACAGAGUCUAAGAGGGAGAAGUCCAAAGGUGAGCAGGAGGAUGAGAAAAAGGAGACAACUAAGCAUGUGGAGGACACUGGAGGCAGGCAGGGUAAAGAUAAGAAGGAAAGAAAGAGAGAGAGAGAAAAAGUGACUGAAGAAAGAGAGGAGGUCCAGGUAGAAGCUGCGAGAGACCCAGAGCCCACGGCCCAGGAAAGCCAAAGCCAGAGAAGCUGGGAAGUUGUACAGAAAGAAAAGGCUGAGGGAGGCACAGGAGAUGAGGUCAAAGGACAGAGGAAGAAUGGAGACCAAGAGGUAAGAGGAGAUCAACAGGAUGAAGAUGGCAGAAGGGCAAAGUCAGCAGCUGAAGAAGAGGAGGUCAGCAAGGGCUGGGAGAGUGGGAGUAGAGAGGCUGAGGGAGACCAGAGUGCUGGAGAUAACCAUUUAGAAGAGGGGUCCCUUCCUGGAAGUUUGCGCGUAGUGUCCCUGCAGGUUGACAAUGCCAAAGAGGACAAUUCCCAGUCCUGUGAGAUGGAACAGGCAGCCCCAGAACCACCCCAGCCAGAGGAAAUGGAGCCCGCGGUGCAGACCAGCUCAGAAGUCUGCCAUCUGUGCCCCUGUUCCUUUGGUUCAGCUGGUGGUGUGGGCAUGCGCUUGGCUUCCACCCUGGUCCAGGUCCAACAGGUCCGUUCUGUGCCUGUGGUGCCCCCUAAACCACAGUUUGCCAAGAUGCCCAGUACAAUGUGUAGCAAGAUCCAUGUGGCACCUGCAAAGCAAAGCCCAAGACCUGGUCGACUUGAUGGGACUCCUGGUGAAAGGGCUUUGGGGUCCCGAACCUCUCACUCCUCUUGGAGGAAUGGGGGCAGUCUUUCCUUUGAUGCUGCUGUGGCCUUAGCUCGGGAACGCCAGAAGACUGAGGCUCAGGGAGUACGACGGACCCAGACUUGUACAGGGGGUGGGGACUACAGCCUCCUCCCCAGAAUCUCCCCCUGCAGCACUGUCCCUGCCCAUUCUCCUCGGCCCCUUAGCUGCCUGGACCAGCCAUCUGAAGGCAAAGAAGGGAGUGGACCCCAGUGUCGUCUUAGUCUUCCCCCCAGAGAACUCCUGCCCCCUGAGCCCAUUAUGCUCUCACUGUUCCAAUCAUGUACAAUUGAAACACAGGAUACCCCUGGAAAAGGUGAGGGACUGUGAUUAGGACCAAAGUACUGGGUAAAGGGGACAGAAAGUCGGCUUGAAUCUCUGGGGUGCUAGACUGUUGCUUAGCACCAGUUUGAGAAGCUGUAGUAGCCAACAUUCUCGACUUUGGUUCUGCAGCUUCUCUUUUGGACUGUGGGAGGCACUGCACUCACUGGUUUACCUGAGUUUGUCUCAGACACAAAGCACUUAUUCUUGAGGAGUUGUUUAACGAAGCCACCAAUGACCAAUGACCAGAGAGAGAGAGGUCAUUGGCCGAAGGGUACAGAGAGUAGGUAGAGGUUUCUCAAAGUGAAGAAUGAAGGGGGAACUCCAGCUAAGAUCCCAUCCUCUUCUGAUGCUGUGAAUUUCUUUUCAUGGAAACUCUAGGUGGAGGCAGGGAAGGCACAGACUCUAGAGUUGUCCAUUCUUUUUCUGUCCCCUGGAACCCUGGAUACUUCCUGACCUUAUUAACACCAGAUUAGGAAGAAAUUUUCCAGGAAGCUCUGUGAAGCCUUCAGUGUUUGUUGGAAAGACUGACCUCCUUUCCACUUAUGUUCCCUCUGCCUUCAAUCACCUUGAAGAAGGAAAGUCCUUAUUCAACUCUGUCUGGCCUCUCCAUUUCCCUUUAGCACUUCUUCCUAUUUUGGGGAAAGGGAAUGGUGUCACUCAGGCCCUAGCAUCUAGUUUCCAGGUUGGAGUCACAUACUAGCCAGUUAAAAUGUUUCAGA
Molecule: messenger RNA, 4100 nt
Organism: Condylura cristata (star-nosed mole)
Lineage: Eukaryota; Metazoa; Chordata; Mammalia; Eulipotyphla; Talpidae
Gene: ARHGAP30
Product: Rho GTPase activating protein 30
Exons: 12
Coding region: 124-3387 (1087 amino acids)
Biological process (GO): small GTPase-mediated signal transduction
Molecular function (GO): GTPase activator activity
Source: RefSeq, a predicted model, not a curated record